Molecule: messenger RNA, 628 nt
Organism: Octopus sinensis (East Asian common octopus)
Lineage: Eukaryota; Metazoa; Mollusca; Cephalopoda; Octopoda; Octopodidae
Exons: 2
Coding region: 83-613 (176 amino acids)
Source: RefSeq, a predicted model, not a curated record
UGUUUUUCCAGAUUCCGUAAAGUCCCUGUCAUCUCCUAACACAACCGCAGCAUCAACAUCAACAUCAGGAUCUGGAAAUUUUAUGACAUCCAAUUUAUCAGCUGUUAUUUCUAGCCUGUCCCCACACUCAGUCUACAAUGUAUCGAUCGCUGCUUCGACUGGCACCAGUGGACUCGGUACCCCUACAAUCCUCAGCAUAAACACAGGAACAGCUCUGAGUAAUGAAAGCCACCACAGUUUGUCAAGCAGCAUUAGCAGCAGGAGUGGUAGCAGCAGCAGCAGCACUAAAUCUUCCAUAACCGUUAGUAUCACAUCAAAGAGUACCCUCAGCCACACAACGGAGGGGAAUAAAGUGACCAUGAAGAGCAGUAGCAGUCCGAGCGACACCCAGGCGCACACCAAUGCCAACACCUCUCUCCAAGACUUACCUGUAAUCGUCGCAGGUAGUCUCACUGCUGGACUUGUUCUCAUCUUCUUGCUUGGUGUUCUCAUCUAUCAUUGUCUCAAGAAUAAAAAACGAAGACAAAAGGAACAGAAUUACAGUAAGAAUCCCUAUUUUUAUCCGAUUUCUUUUUCUUUCUUUUUCCUUAUCUUUUGCUCUUUCUCUCAUUAGAUUGCAUCGAUUGUG